GAAAUACCUGGGGCCAAAGCACUGCCUGAUAAAGCCUUCAAGACCAAACUGUAUCAGAAAAUACUGAAGAAUUAUAGCGAGUUUAAACCACCAAUGGAGGAGAAGAACUUUGACAUUCAUGUUCUUGAGAUGGGUUUUGGUGAAGUGGGUAAAGAGCCCAUUGAUAAUGUUCAUUUCUACAGCAAGAAUGAGCCAAACAGAGCCUUCAAGAUGGAGAAGUACCAGGUGUCCAAUCUCAAGCCAAAGAAGUUUCAUGAAUUUCUUGUGAGGGUCUAUUACGAUCCAGAGAAUCAGGAGGAUCCAGAGAAUCAGGAGGAUCAGAAGAAGGUCCAGCAGGAAGCUGAGAAGUACUUUCAUGACUGGUGCAAAGACAAUAAUCAGUUUAUUGAUUUCGAGCCUGAUUCAGAUGAAAGCACAUCAGUCCAGCAGACAGCUUCAUCCUCAUCCUCAGCCUCAUCCUCAGCCUCAUCCUCAGCAGGGGCAGCACAGGAUUCAGCUCAGGCUACAUCAGCAGCAGAAUCCAAAAAUGAGGAAUCCAAAGACAAUCAAACCCCCUCAGGCAAGAUCUUCAACGACCCCAUUCAUGGUCAAAUUGUGCUGCACCCCCUGCUGGUGAAGAUCACAGAUACUCCUCAGUUUCAGAGACUGAGACACAUCAAACAGCUAGGAGGAACAUAUCUGGUGUAUCCCGGAGCCACUCAUACUCGCUUCGAACACUCUCUUGGUGCUGCAUAUUUAGCAGGACGUCUGGCAGAAGUUCUGAAAGAGAAACAACUGAAGGAGUUUGAAAAAAAACGAGAGGAAUUAAAAAAAAUACAAGAGGAGUUUGAAAAGAAACGAGAUGCGGUUGAAAAUAAACGAGAUGAGUUUGAAGAGAAACGAGAUGAGUUUGAAAAUGAAAAGGAGUUUGAAAAGGAAAAGGAGGAGUUUAAAAAGGAAAAGGAGGAGUUUAAAAAGGAAAAGGAGGAGUUUAAAAAGGAAAAGGAGGAGUUUAAAAAGACACUCGAGGAUUUUGAAAAGAAACAGAGCAAGUUAAUUGACGAGAAAGACAUCCUGUGCGUCCAAAUUGCUGCUCUGUGCUAUAAUUUAGGUCAUGGUCCGUUCUCGUACGUGUUUAAGGACAGGUUCAUCCCUAAAGUCCUAGAGUCUGGCAAUCAGUGGAAGAUUGCGGAGGCCUCGGUGUGGCUGUUUCUGGACAUAGUAGAGAACAAUAGUGACCUGAAAAAAGAGCUGAAUGAAGAUCUCACCUUUAUUCAGGAGUUGAUAAAGGGAGUUAAUACUUCAGCUAAAGGGUGGCCAGCGGAGGGCAGGACUAAGGACAAGUCUUUCCUGUAUGAGAUUGUGGCAAAUCAAUGGAAUGGCAUUGAUGUGCGCAAAUGGGACUAUUUUGCAAGAGACUGUCAUCACCUCGGCAUCCCAAACAGCUUUGACCAUCAGCGUCUGCUGAAGUCUGCUCGAGUGUGUGAGGUGGCCGGGAGAAAACACAUCUGCUUCAGAGACAAGGUGGCUGAUAAUAUUUAUGACAUGUUUCACACCAGAUACACUCUGUACAGCCAGGCCUACCAGCACAAGAUCGUCAACAUCAUCGAAGAGAAGAUCUCAGAAGCCCUCAUAGCAGCGAAAGAUAAGAUCCCAAGCCUCUCACUAAUUGCUAAAUCCAAAUUACAAGAAGAUAUCAAGAGGAAGCUCUCAAAUAUUCUAAGCAAUGGUACAGGUGCUGAGAACCCAACAACAACAGCAAUGAAAGAGUUCAUCAAACUGAGCGAUCACAUCUUUGAGGAGAUCUUAUACUCCACUGAUGACGAGCUGAAAGAUGCCCGGAUGAAGCUUGAGGAUGUUGUGAGGAGACGCCUGCCGAAGUGUGUGGGAGAGACCAGAAAAACUGAAUACAACAACAAACAAAUCUUACAGGUAAAAGAGGACAUUUUACAAUUAAUUUACUUAUUUUGGACAUAUUACAAAUCAAUGGCAUUAAU
Molecule: messenger RNA, 1976 nt
Organism: Sinocyclocheilus rhinocerous
Lineage: Eukaryota; Metazoa; Chordata; Actinopteri; Cypriniformes; Cyprinidae
Product: deoxynucleoside triphosphate triphosphohydrolase SAMHD1-like
Exons: 16
Biological process (GO): dGTP catabolic process
Molecular function (GO): dGTPase activity
Source: RefSeq, a predicted model, not a curated record